Messenger RNA from Leguminivora glycinivorella, 2503 nucleotides. RefSeq names its product ubiquitin-like modifier-activating enzyme 5 (gene Uba5). Gene Ontology annotation, molecular function: UFM1 activating enzyme activity. Gene Ontology annotation, cellular component: cytoplasm; cytosol. Gene Ontology annotation, biological process: protein ufmylation. The transcript is spliced from 9 exons. The record is from RefSeq and is a predicted model, not a curated record. NCBI's taxonomy places the organism in Eukaryota, Metazoa, Arthropoda, Insecta, Lepidoptera, Tortricidae. Bases 51 to 1232 code for a protein of 393 amino acids.
UAGUUGAUCUCAAGAGAUUUUGUGUAAAAUCCGGAAUAUUUCACAGAAAAAUGUCAACUGUCGAAGAAUUACAGAAGGAAGUGCAAGAAUUGGAGGCCAAACUAGCAGCCGUCCAAGGGAGCGCGGGCCCAGUGCGGCAGAAAAUUGACGUUAUGUCGUCCGAAGUUGUGGAUUCUAAUCCCUACAGUCGUCUGAUGGCACUGAAGAGGAUGGGCAUAGUGGACAACUAUGAGAAGAUCCGAGAGCUGUCCGUGGCUGUAGUAGGAGUCGGUGGUGUCGGCAGUGUCACUGCGGAGAUGCUCACCCGUUGUGGGAUUGGGAAGCUCAUUCUCUUCGACUACGACAAGGUGGAACUUGCGAACAUGAACCGCCUCUUCUUCCAACCACACCAAGCCGGUCUCAGCAAGGUGGCUGCGGCCGCAGCUACGCUACAGAACAUCAACCCGGACGUCACCAUUGAUGCAUACAACUAUAAUAUUACAACAGUGGAGAAUUUCCAGAAGUUCUGCGAUGCCAUUAGCACUGGUAGUUUGACCGGAGGCCCUGUGGACCUAGUUCUCAGUUGCGUGGACAACUUCGAAGCCCGAAUGGCCAUCAACACCGCCUGCAACGAGCUCAACCAGAAAUGGUUUGAGAGUGGAGUCAGUGAGAAUGCUGUAUCGGGACAUAUACAGUUCAUUGUGCCUGGAGUUACUGCCUGUUUCGCUUGCGCGCCUCCUCUAGUAGUGGCGUCUAAAAUCGACGAGCGGACACUUAAACGCGAAGGAGUCUGUGCGGCCAGUCUUCCAACUACUAUGGGCAUUGUUGCCGGAUUCUUGGUACAAAAUACACUAAAGCAGCUACUAGGAUUUGGAACUGUCAGCCACUAUUUAGGCUACAGCGCGCUGACAGACUUCUUUCCUAUGAUGAGUUUGAAGCCAAACACCCAGUGCGAUGACAACCACUGCCGCACGCGACAGAUCGAAGCGCGCGCGAGGCCGCAGGUAGAGGUCGCCACUGAAGUCACCGAGGACGCGGGACCAGUACAUGCUGACAACGAAUGGGGAAUCAGUUUGGUUGAUGAAAAUUGCCCCGAAGAAGAAGAUACCUCCAAUUUGAAACUUGUUGAUGGUGUUCAGGUAGCCUACAGUAUACCUGUGGACAACAGUACUCCUGAAUCCAGCACAGGUGGCGCCGUGGCUGCCUCCGAACUGUCUCUCGAAGAACUUAUGCAGCAGAUGAAGUCCAUCUAAACCUACCACAUAUCGUCUGGCAGGGUCGCCAUGUAUACCUAUACCCUGUAUGUAUGAAGCGUUUAUAAAAAUUGGAAGGACAAAAGGGGCUCUUAAUAAGAACUUAUGCAGUAGCUGAAAUUCAUCUAAACCUGCCACAUAUUCCUUACUGGCAGAGUCGCUAUGUGCGAAGCGUUUAUAAAAAUUGGAAGGACAAAAGGCGCUCUUAAUAAGAACUUAUGCAGUAGCUGAAAUCCAUCUAAACCUGCCAUAUAUCGUCACUGGCAGGGUCGCCAUGGAUACCCUGUACGUAUGAAACGUUUACUAAAAUUAGAAGGUUACAAAAGGCGCUAUUUCACAUCUGAUCUAAGCUUGUUGCGUCUAAUGACGUGCAAUAGCAAGCUUUUUUUACUAGGUACAGUCAUCCAAUUGAAAUCCUAGGCCACUCUACAACCAUGUCAAAAUGACGAGCAGUAUGAGAUUUCUUACAAUCUGAUUUAUAACGUCACUAUAACAUAGUUCUAGUGGCCUGUUCCAAUUGGUUGACUGUACAUUGGUCCAUAUUUGUGAUAAGAAUAGUACCCUACCCUGUAUGUAUGGUUUACAAAGAUUGAAAAGUCACGUAAGGCGCUCUUUUACAUCAGAAAACUAUAGUAUCAAAGCCUGUUGCAUCUUACGUCGUUGUAAAAUUUUUACUAGUUACAGCGGUCCAUAUUUGCAAUAAGAAUCUGAUUUUUGGGCUAAACUACAAUGCAUGGUAGUACCUCGUCUAUAACUACAAGUGCUGUUUGCUAUGAAACAACUGUCUAAAACCAGUGGACAACGGUACCCUGAAUCGACAAAGUAAUUAUAUAGUCACAAACAUAAACAAUAUGCAUGAGCGAUAGAGAACGGAUUGACUGGUCAAUGUACGAAAUUCUUGAUACUUAACAUUAUAGCUUUUUUACAAUUCUGUGCUACUCUAUUUAGAACAUAAUAUAUGUCGCAUUCCAGAAAGACAAAUACAUAAAUGUGACAUUAUCUUGGUAAAGGGGCCUUUGUCGACGGCGCUUACGGCGUUAUGAGCGAUGUUCGUGUACAAAUACCAUGCCGCGGGACGUAAGCGCCAUCGACAAUGAGGUCCCUUUACCCAGAUAACGUCACAAAUGUGGUAUUUUAUUGUAAGUACUAUAAUGAAAUGAGAAAUUUUAUUUUUAUUUGGAUAUUUUAUAUGAAUAUUGUUAUUAGUUGCUAAGCUACGAGAAAUAUCAAUGUUUGUAAGCAAAUUUUAUUAUUAAAUGUCUUCGGCGAGA